This is a messenger RNA of Cadophora gregata, 288 nucleotides long. RefSeq lists its product as uncharacterized. NCBI's taxonomy places the organism in Eukaryota, Fungi, Ascomycota, Leotiomycetes, Helotiales, Ploettnerulaceae. Gene Ontology annotation, molecular function: acyl-CoA dehydrogenase activity. The transcript is spliced from 2 exons. Bases 1 to 288 code for a protein of 95 amino acids. The record is from RefSeq and is a predicted model, not a curated record.
AUGAACCUGGAAGCUGCGAGGUUGAUGGUUUACCAAGCUGCGAGGCUAUAUGAUGAAGGAUAUCCGAGUGGAGAGUACGCGAACGUAGCGAAGUACCUAGCGGCAGAAGCUGCCUUUACAGCCUGCGAGAGAGCCGUCAUGGCACAUGGAGGAAUGGGUUAUGCGCAGGAGUAUCAUGUCGAGAGAUAUAUGAGAGAGGUGUUCAUCCCUAGAAUAGCACCUGUCAGCCGAGAGAUGAUUUUAAAUUAUAUUGGGGAGAGAGUAUUAGGACUUCCAAAAUCGUACUAA